AUGAUUCUCAUCUAUACAAUAAUUUCCAUUUUCUAUUAUACUUAUAUAUCAAUCGAGGCAAUUUAUAUCAGUCCUUGUGCGACAUGGAAUACUGUAGGAAUUACCAUAAUUGGUACUAAUUCACCUGGUAAUGCUUCUAAUCAAUUGAAUGUACCACAAGGGAUGUUUCUUCAUCAACAAAAUAACACCAUAUAUGUAGCGGAUACUAAUAAUAGACGUAUUCAAAUGUUUUCACUUGAUUCAACAUCGAGCACAGCUAUUACUGUAGCGUCUAAUAUAGAUUCAAUGUCAGCUAUUUAUGUUGAUGAUAAUGGAUUGACUAUGUAUGUAGCAUUACGAUAUGAAAACCGUAUUGAAAAAUGGAUAAAAAGUGGUGUAAACGGUGAACAAGUAGGUAAUCAAUGCAAACAAUGUACAGGUGUAUGGCUUGACAAUGAGAAAAAUGUGUACAUGACAGAAUCGGGAACACAUUCAGUAUUGAGAUGGUCGGUAGAAACAAAUACAAGUACGGUUGUCGCUGGUCGAAUCGAUGCUCACGGAUCAACUUCGGAUCAUCUGUAUUUUCCUAGAGGAAUCUAUAUGAAUCGUUUAAAUAAUGUAUUCUAUAUAACUGAUAUGAGAAAUAAUCGAAUCCAAAAAUUAAAUAUGAACUCACAGGAAAGUAUCACGGUUGCUGGUUCAAAAGACGGCAUUUCAGGCUAUGAUAAUUCAAAAUUAGCAAGUCCAAUUCAUGUAUGGGUCAAUGAAGAAUCUGAUGUGAUUUAUAUUGCGGAUAGUGAAAACAAUCGCAUUCAACGAUGGUUACCCAAUGCCCUUAUUGGAAAUACAAUAGCUGGUGGAGCAGGACGAGGUGAUGCAAACAAUCAAUUAUCAUCACCAAACGCUUUAGCAUUCGAUAAUCUUGGAAAUCUUUAUGUUUGUGACGGAAACAAUCAUCGGAUACAAAUGUUUCAAUUGAUUGGCAAUCAAACAUGCCCAAUAAUUAUAAAUUGUUCUUAUUCUCUAUUUAAAAAGUAA
Messenger RNA from Rotaria socialis, 1017 nucleotides. Lineage: Eukaryota; Metazoa; Rotifera; Eurotatoria; Philodinida; Philodinidae. The record is from the annotation of a GenBank genome assembly.